Petromyzon marinus (sea lamprey) is the source of this 2713-nucleotide messenger RNA. RefSeq names its product somatostatin receptor type 1-like. Lineage: Eukaryota; Metazoa; Chordata; Hyperoartia; Petromyzontiformes; Petromyzontidae. Gene Ontology annotation, biological process: cellular response to glucocorticoid stimulus; neuropeptide signaling pathway. The record is from RefSeq and is a predicted model, not a curated record. Gene Ontology annotation, molecular function: somatostatin receptor activity; neuropeptide binding. Gene Ontology annotation, cellular component: plasma membrane; neuron projection.
ACCGCGGACGACGGCUCGUGGACGGCAGCGCUCCCCAACACCCUGGGGUGCACGCCGCCGCCUCUGCCGCCUCCGCCGCUUUCGAGUGUCCAGGGUCCGGGCGUCGCUGGCCGCUCGCUCACUCGCACGCGACGACAGCGCACCGGGCGGAGACUUGGAGGACCACGCAGGGACGCACAACGGAGAGACGACGUCCGAGGAGGGGGACCCGAGCGAGCGAGCGAGCGGUGGCUGGCCGCGAGACAAGACACGAGUUUUGGUUAUUCAGCACCCAUCGGAGGAUUUAUUUAAUGCUGGGGGGGGGGGUUGGGGUUAGUCCGCAGAGAAAGAGAGAGGAGAGCGCGAGACACAGCCUCGGCUCGCUCGUAAGCAGCGGAGGGCGAUGGUGCCACGGACUUUGACAAACAUGAGUUCGGCGAACGUCACGAGUCACGGCUACAACGACACGGACGGCGACGCCAGCACCGUGGUCAUCCCCUUCAUCUACGCGGUCGUGUGCUUCGUGGGACUCCUGGGCAACUCCAUGGUCAUCUACGUGAUUUUCCGCUACGCCAAGAUGAAGACGGCCACCAACAUCUACAUCCUCAACCUGGCCAUCGCCGACGAGCUCUUCAUGCUCAGCGUGCCCUUCCUGGCCACGUCCGCGGCCAUGCACCACUGGCCUUUCGGCUCGCUGCUCUGUCGCCUCGUGCUCAGCGUGGACGGCAUCAACAUGUUCACGAGCAUCUUCUGCCUCACGGUGCUCAGCGUCGACCGCUACGUGUCCGUGGUGCACCCCAUCAAGGCGGCGCGCUACCGGAGGCCGAGCAUCGCCAAGAUGACCAACGUGUGCGUGUGGGGUCUGUCGCUCGUGGUCAUUCUGCCCAUCAUCAUCUUCGCCGACACCGAGACAAGCGACGACGACGCGACCGACUCGGGCCGCGUGGUGUGCAACCUCAUGUGGCCUCACGCCAACUGGUCGGUGGCAUUCGUCAUCUACGUGUUCCUCGUGGGCUUCCUCGUGCCCGUGGUGGCCAUCUGCCUCUGCUACCUGCUCAUCAUCGUCAAGAUGCGCGUCGUCGCCCUCAAGGCGGGCUGGCAGCAGCGGCGCAGGUCCGAGCGCAAGAUCACUCGCCUCGUCGUGAUGGUGGUCACCGUGUUCGUCAUUUGCUGGAUGCCCUUCUACGUCAUCCAGAUCCUCUACGUCUUCGGCGUGCCCACGGACCCCACGGUUACGCAGCUCUUCGUGGUGCUCAGCUACGCCAACAGCUGCGCCAACCCCAUCCUCUACGGCUUCCUCUCGGACAACUUCAAGCGCUCCUUCCAGAGGACGAUCUGCUUGCGCUGGAUGGACGGCGGCAUGGAGGAGCCGGUCGAUUACUACGCCACGGCGCUCAAGAGCAAAGCCUUCAGCCGCAACGACCUGAGCCUGCCCGAGGCGGUGGAGGCGAACAACGCCGUCUAUCGCAACGGGACGUGCGCUUCCCGCACCACCACGCUGUGAACUCUGGGGGGGGGGGGGGGGUGCGCGCCUCUCGGUGCCGCGGACUCACGGAGUUGCGGUGGAGGAGGGGGGGGGGCUGUGGGAUGGGGAAGGGGUCGGCCCCGUGGCAGCUCCCCACACGGUACCCUCAUUCAGCAUCAACGUGGACAGCAGCGGGGCUGGUGACGCACAUUUUACUGAUACAAUCCCUACCUCCCAGCGUUUUCGAGUUGAUGUGGGGGGGGGGGGGGGGUUGGUGGAUCACGCUAGGAGCAUCGCAAUGUCGUCGUGAGAAUGCGCCCCCCUCGUGGCACCAAAAGCAUUGGGUCGAGGUGCGCCCACUGUCGGCUGCAGCGGAGUAAGUAGUCCGCUGAGAGACCGCGUUGCUCGUGGCGUGGACUGCGAGACGCCCUCACCCGCCGCGCGACAGCACCCAGUGGGCGUCUCGAGCUGACGACCAAACCGAGGGGUCUUCCUCCUAGUGAGGUCUCGAGUGCGGCUGCUAUGUUGGGGGAAAGCAGUUUAUAAUUGUUACAAGUGGUCUAGGAUUGUGCCUAUAUAUAUGGCCCCAUCCACGACCGAGACAGACGAAGAGAGAGAGAGAGCGAGGUUUAUAGCCAUUCUAUGAUCUGCCUUUGCCGAUUGCAAAUCACCCCGUUCCACGCAUCGUAGGGUGAGUCCGCAGGGCUUAAACGCAAGGGCGAAUUUAUGCGCGCAGCCUGGAUUGGUUUCCUUUUGCUCAAGCACGGAGACGUUGUCAAUUCUUUAAGUUACACGUGCCGCAAUUGUGGGGGCACGUGUCGCGCUGUUCGAGACGCGGUCCCUGAGUGAGCAACAGGGGGGGCUCGGCUCGUGCGUGGGCCCCAAGCACCAUCGACGGCUCCUCGUGAAGUUAAAAGCAAGGCAGCGACGCUUAUUGUAAACCACCUCUUGUUGUUGAAUUGUUGUUGGGUUUUUUUUUGUUGUUGUUGGUACCGAUCCCACGAAGUGGCCCCCAUUAAUGCUCCGCCUGCUCACUGGCUCGGAGUCCCACGCACGGCCGCUCACGCGCGCAUUCUGUUCGAUGUGUUGCGGGGUUCUUUUUUUUGUGUUUUACUGCGGGACGACACGGAAGUCUAUGUUACGUGCUGCGUGUGGGGUUUUUUUUUUGGAGGUUUACGGCGCAAAAGUCUCCGCUGCGUCGCACAAUGCCAUUUGCUUGGUGAACGUGUGUCGAGUGCCCGAAAUAAACUGCGAUUCAGGCUGCUCGUG